AUGCCAGCUCCAAUGUUUUUACGGGGUGCUGCCCCAUGGCGUAACACGCUUUCAUAUCUUGAAUCAGGUGCGAUUAUAUUUCGUCCAAUAGUACGAAUAUUUACUCUUAAUUAUACAUUUGAUAAACCGGAUUCUGAUGGUUUACGUCGUUUUAUAUUUUGGCAUUUAGCACAAAUUCAAUAUAAAAAUCCAACAGUUCAAUGUGUUCAAUUUAAAAAUACAACACCAACACCAUUUGUUUCAUUUUAUUUAUCUCGUUCAUCUUUGGAUAAUGAAACAACUACUUCAGAUAAUAAUUAUGAAAUUGUUCAUAUGGAUUGUUAUAAAAAGACAUCGAAUGAAAUUCAUGAUUCUAUUCGACGUGUUAUGGGAAAAAGUGAUUUACAACAACGUAUUGAUUCGGAAUUAACAGCACGAUUAGAAAAUCCAGCAAAUUUUGGAAAAGAUUGUGCACAUUAUUGUAUGUGUUUAGUUUAUGGACAAAUGUCAUGUUCAGGAAAGAAGAAAUUACCAGAACAUUUACGUGGAAAAUAUACACGAUAUAAAAUGGAUGAACUUGAAGAUUUAAGAAAGAAAGUUGCUGAUGAUGAUGCUUUAAAAGACUAUUGGAAAAGGCCGUUUUAG
This is a messenger RNA of Adineta steineri, 624 nucleotides long. The record is from the annotation of a GenBank genome assembly. Lineage: Eukaryota; Metazoa; Rotifera; Eurotatoria; Adinetida; Adinetidae.